GCAUUGUUACCGGCCUCCAGGGCUCGGCAGGGCAUGAAUGCCCGGUGGUGCCGGGCCCGAGGUUGGCGGCUGCGUUCGUGGUCAACAGCAACCUUCUUGCUCUUCUCAACAUGUACCAUCUGCCCAUUAUGGUUGUAACCAUAACCGCCGCAGCUGCUACACCCCGCAACUAUGCCAGCGACACCAGAGACGACCCUGAUUCAGCUCGAAGGUCCGCGCGACGGCGUACUUUGGAUAAAGCUCAACCGUCCACAGUCGGGAAACUCCUUACACCCUCAGCUGGUUGUCGAAACGCUCAGAGCCAUCCGCUGGGCCGACGAGAAUGAUAGCGUUAGCAUAGUCAUCUUGACUGGGCAAGGCCGCUUCUUCUGUACAGGGAUGGACCUGUCCAGCGACGAGCAACUGUCGUUUGCACCCGGCGCAGACUUCCACCAACUGAACAAAGCCCUUAUCCUCACCGAGAAGAUCCUCAUUGCUGCGGUGAAUGGGCCAGCGGUUGGGUACGGGGCUACCAGUCUCGCGCUGUUCGAUCUCGUCUAUUCCGUCCCGGAUGCUUAUUUCUUCACCCCGUUUGUGAAAUGGGGCAUGGUCCCGGAGGCUGCUUCGAGUGUCAGCUUCCUACGGUUAAUGGGCCACCAGAGGGCGGCUCUGCUAUGUCUCACUGGGGAGCGGAUCCUCGCUCCAGAAGCAAGGGAGUUGGGCCUUGUUAGCAAGAUUCUCCCGGCUGAGGGUUUCUUGGAGCAGGUUGGGGAGAUCGCAAGCGCGCUUGCCCGGUCCCCGACGGGGUCCUUGCUAGCAACAAAGCGGUUGAUGAAGCAGCCUGCGAUCAAGGACCUGUUGGAGGCAAAUGAUCGAGAGUGUCGCGUUAUUGUGGAAGAGCGAAUUCCAAGCGGGGAUCUACAACGAGGAAGGGAGAGAUUCCAGGCCGGCCAGCGAGGGAAACGCAGUCCAAAGGGUGUCUUGUAAAUAGGAUCAGUUCCCGGCAUUUAGUAGUAUAGCACAAAGCUCAACUCGUUGAAUUUAUUCGAGUACGCAAAGUGCUUCUAUUUCUGUUCACAAUUGCAUCAAGCUAGACAUGCUCUACCCUCUGUAUAACAACUGCAGUUGCCGCACCACCGCCGUUGCAGACGGCUGCAACUCCAUAUUCGCCCGGUUGUAGCUGAUGAGCCAAGGUGGUGAGAAUCCUCGACCCAGAACUGCCGAGUGCAUGGCCCAGAGAUAUCGCGCCCCCAAGGGGAUUUAUAUUUGCACCCUCAAGACCGAGUAUCUGAAGUCACAUUAGCAC
Messenger RNA from Aspergillus versicolor CBS 583.65, 1285 nucleotides. Its product is annotated as enoyl-CoA hydratase/isomerase family protein. The record is from RefSeq and is a predicted model, not a curated record. The transcript has a single exon. The coding region runs from base 172 to 966 and encodes 264 amino acids. Lineage: Eukaryota; Fungi; Ascomycota; Eurotiomycetes; Eurotiales; Aspergillaceae.